CGACGCGCAUGCACUCGCAGUCGCGCGGCACGGACAAGCCAAUCGUGUUCCUGUCGUCUGCUCCCAGGCUCUGCUCGCCACACGAUCUUUGGCGCCAAGACUCGCAGUGCAGCGAAAACCAUCUCUUUAGUCCCAGGGACCAUUGUACCUUUCUCGAUACACAAGACCUUUCUAAUUUCUCUUUUUCUUUCUUUUUUCUGUGCUGAUAAAACAAAACUUAUCUUCCUUCCCAACCGGAACAACCGAUCGCAAUCAUGCCUCUCACAGAUUUCCAGCUGAAAAAGGUCAACACUGUUUAUCAAAACCUGUAUGACUCCAACAAGGACGGCGUCAUAGAUCACAAAGAUUUCAAAGAUGCUGUCGAAAAAAUCAGCAAACUGCAUCACUGGGGCAAGAACACGGAACAGUAUGACAAAGCCCAGAGUACGCUCGACAGCAUAUGGGAGGGUCUUAGGAAAUACGCUGAUAAGAACAAGGACAACAUCGUGACGAGGGAGGAGUGGGCCAACAUGUGGACCGACACCCUGGGCAAGGUGGAGAAUGGCGAACCCUUCCCUGACUGGCAGCAACAGUACAUCGAGUUCAUGUUCUAUGCCAACGACACUUCCGGUGACGGCUUCAUUGACAGAAGUGAGUUUGUCACCAUUCAGACACUCUUCGGCAACAACGAAGAAGACAGCAACAAAGCUUUCGAUAAGCUUUCAGAGGGCACUGACGGCAAAAUCUCAAAGCCCGAGUUCGAAUCCCUCUGGAAAGAGUUCUUCGUCUCCAACGAUGCCAACAGCCGUGGCAACUUCCUCUUCGGCCUUCCCCCUCAGUGAAUCACCCAUGGCAACAGCGCGACCUUGGCCUUGAGUGACGUCUAGUGUGAAAGACUCCCGUGUAAAGAGCGAUUUCUUUUAUUUUUAAAUUUCUAUACGGAAAUGUUUGUACUGUUUUUAUGGUGUUCUAUUUAAACAAAUCGUUGUUUUUGUGGAUGAAAUAUUUGCUCAUUUGUAAACGAAAAGAUGGGACGGUAUAUAACUGCCGUAAUGCCAGUGACGAUAAACUGAAAAACGGGGAAUUUUUUUUUUUUUUUUCGUUAGAAGAAGGGGGAAAGGGGUAACGUUGUAGGUCUGGUGUCUGUUGGGGAGCACAUCUUGAGUUCUGCUUGAGCUCAACAAUCUGAUUACAGAACUUGCAGUAAAAAGGCAAUACAGACCGUCGUUAAGGAAGGAAAGAUUUUGGGGAGGUGGGAGGAAUAAACGGUUUAGCCACGCUUGCCACACACACGCGCGCGUGGAACAACUGCUUGGUCCUAACUCUAUCCUGGAAAUUUACCUAAAUAAAAAAAAAGUUUCUGAUCCCAGUACAUGUAGGGUACAGCACAGACGGGCAAAACAAGGCGGCCGGAAGGAGAGACUCCCUUUCCCCCGGAUAUUCAUUGCUUCAUUAACUGCCGAAUCUGCAGUCCGUGAUCCCUGGGUCCGUUUUCCGAGUCGAAGGAGGGGGGUGAGGUAAUGCUUGCAUUGAUCCUGACCGUCAACCUCGUUCGCCGCUCGGCUGGAAGUAGUCUCAUAUUGAAAUGUCGCCUGCGGCUUCAUUAACUGCGAACUUCGCCGACGUAAACUUCGCUCAUCGCAGAACAUAACGCACGGCACAGACGACGGCCACGAAUAUUAUGCGCGGCUACCCAGAGGACAAAGGAUCAACAUCGAAUUUCUGGCAUCUGGCCCAAACGAUGUAGGGAAAAUAAGAG
Messenger RNA from Pomacea canaliculata, 1738 nucleotides. Its product is annotated as calexcitin-2-like. The record is from RefSeq and is a predicted model, not a curated record. Gene Ontology annotation, molecular function: calcium ion binding. The transcript is spliced from 6 exons. NCBI's taxonomy places the organism in Eukaryota, Metazoa, Mollusca, Gastropoda, Architaenioglossa, Ampullariidae. Bases 255 to 821 code for a protein of 188 amino acids.